AUGGCGAUGAGUUGGGCAGACAUGGCUCAAGCCGAAUUCGACGAACCUCAUCCUGUGAUGCCAGCUUCGAAGAUUGGCACCCAACCAGCUUCCCAGCCUGCAACCAGCGCUUGGACGCAGUUCACCACCAAGCGAAAGUCCUCCAGCGUGACCACGAACGGAAUGAUGAACGGCAUCAAACCUGCCUCUACCGAAGCAUCACAGUCCGACAAGUCCACUGACUACCUCGCCAUGGUCGAGGCCCAGAACAAGCGUCUCGAGGCAUUGGAGGCCGAGUCCAAGAAGAAGGACGGCUAUAUUGCCGAGUUACUCGCCAAGGUCGAUAAGCAGGUUCUUUUGAUUCAGCAGUGUCAGGACGAUGCCGCCGAGCUGGCUCGCUUGCGCACUUAUGUUGAUGAAUUGCAUGCUCAUGUCGAUGAGCUCCGCCGCCGCCUCGAGGCGCAUCUUGAUACCGAUACGGAUAGGUGCUCGACUGGCAAGUCUACGAGUGCCACUCUCGAAGAUUCGGUUGCUCAGAGCGUCAAGGAUACUGCGGUGACGGAUGAUGAGAAGAGCGCUGACGAGAAGACCGUUGCCGUCGAUGCGAAUGACUUUGUUGAUGGUCCCCAGGACCUCCAUAAUCUUCCUGACGAGCCCAAUCGUUCCCCCAGCCCUCCUUUGCAGCCUGAGGAGGAGAUUAGGGUACAUACUAUGGAAGAGGAACCUCAGGACAAGACGGCCGAUACGGAUGCUGUCCCUAAGCCAUCGCCCACCGCUUGGGGCCUCAACGCCGACCUCCCUCCCCUUCCGAAGCCCUGCCGCGCUGAGACAGAAAAUGUGAAGGCACCUCCGAAGUUGUCCAUUCCCAUCACGAACGGCGGUAAGAUUGAAACCAAGACGACCACCGCCUCCUGGGUUUCGAAGAUCGCGAACAGUGCCGGUUCCUGGUCUGGCGAUCAGCCCUCUAAAGAUUUGCGCGACAUGACCAUGGCUGAGCGUGCAGAGCUCUUCCGUGGCCCCUCUAUCACUGUCAUCGUGGGCACCGAGCAGAUUCGCGGCUUCCCUAAGCACAUGUUCAUGGCGGCCUCCUCCAAGAUUCGCGAUUACUUCGUGCGCAAUCCUACCGAGACGUACAUCGCAUUCAAGGCUGGUGCCGUGGCAGUCCCCGUUAUCCAACUCCUGAAAGAGUAUUUCUGCGCCAUUGGCUCACACAGGAGCGUCUUCAGUCUGAAGUUGCGCUACAACAUGCAACAGGAUCUCGCCAUUCGCCGCGACUGCAUCUACCUUGGAAUGGAGAAGUAUGUCGCCCACUUCACCCGUCAGUACUGCGACAGGGUCCGCGAGGGCGCCAUCGUUUUGGAGGAUAUUGCCCUGAUUGAGAAGAAUACCACCGAUGACGAUAGCCUGUGGAACUGUCUGUGCAACAACCUCGCUACCAUGCAUGUUCGCAAGACGCUGCCGGAGCCGGAGAAGUUUGAGGAGUUCAUGGGGAAGCACCCUCGGUUGGCUCAGUCGAUUGGUAGGAUCGAGACGAGGCUCCAGAAGCAUGGGAAUAGCAACCGUGAAGGUGGGCGUACGAACUCGGAGAAGUCGAAGGUGAAGGUUCCAAUCAAGAAGGCGGUCAUGACGAAGGCGAGCAAAAAAUCAGAUCCGGAGCAUGCGCAGCGUGACGGCGAUGGUGCGUCUAAGAAGGUGAGUGUUUAG
Westerdykella ornata is the source of this 1683-nucleotide messenger RNA. RefSeq lists its product as uncharacterized. The coding region runs from base 1 to 1683 and encodes 560 amino acids. NCBI's taxonomy places the organism in Eukaryota, Fungi, Ascomycota, Dothideomycetes, Pleosporales, Sporormiaceae. The record is from RefSeq and is a predicted model, not a curated record. The transcript has a single exon.